Postia placenta MAD-698-R-SB12 is the source of this 616-nucleotide messenger RNA. RefSeq lists its product as hypothetical. Bases 123 to 584 code for a protein of 153 amino acids. Lineage: Eukaryota; Fungi; Basidiomycota; Agaricomycetes; Polyporales; Adustoporiaceae. The transcript has a single exon. The record is from RefSeq and is a predicted model, not a curated record.
CACGUACCUGCAACAUAUGAAGGUCAGUCCAGACACUAAAGUACAGACAGCAGGCGUAGGUGCCGUAUGCAGACACCAUCGAGACCCAUACCAGUCAACAGCGACAGACUCACGGCCAGGAGAUGACGACCCUCCACCCAUCUCCGGCCCUCUUUAUAUCCUUCCCGCUACCCCCCUUCCCGCAUUGCGAACCCACGCACGGACGCUCCCUUCCCCGCGUCACGGCGCCCAGCCCCGCCGCGUACCUCACGCAGCCGCUCGCCUAUCCUCCCGCAACACCCGCACCCGAGCUACGCGCAUCUCCGCCGGGGCGCUCGCCUGGGCUUCGCGCGCGUCGCCGCGACGCCUUCCACCACGGGACCGGACCAGACGUGCCUCCCUGCACGGAGAAUACGCCAACGGCAGGACGCGCGCGCACGCCCAUGUCCGCGUCCGCGUCCUGUCCUGCAUUUCAUAUGCGCGACGCGGGCGGUUGUCCGCCUGGCAGCCCACCCGCAGGGCCGGCGCCGCGCCCGGGAGAUCUUCAACGCGCAGAGCGAGACUCGUGCGUCCGCCAACGGGACGUCGUGCCCGCCCGUCAUUAGCGCGUGAUUGCCACCGCAAGUGCUAGCAAACG